GACGAGAAAUAGAGAGAAACCGAGAGGAAAUACCUGGAUCGACGAAAGGCAGGCGGCUAGCUUCUCACCGGCACAUCCUUGGGCGCCGGCAGCUCUGCACCUCGCCCUCGGUCCCUCCCUUCCAGCCGCCGGCAGCUCUGCUCCUCCGCCCCCCUUCCGGCUGCCGGCGCAUCCGCAUCCCAGCUGCUCCUCGGCGUCUCCCCACGCGACGCGUCAGAUCUGGCCGCCUCUGUGUCUCUCCUGCUGGCUCCACGUGUCUGCGUCUCCCUCCGGCUGCUGGAUUUACUCGUCGCCGCCCAAGACCAAGCAGAUAGCACAAUGGCGAGUCCACCUUCCAUUGCCAGCGAAUAUGAUCCCAAGAAUGAUCCAGCAAGGAAACCACAAAAGUCAAAGGAUCCAGGGUGGAAGUAUGCCUACUGGCCAAACCUUCAGAACAAAGAUGAGGUUAAAUGCACAUUAUCAGUUCGUGGAGGGAUAAAAAGGUUGAAGCAACAUUUGGCAGGUGGUUAUGGAGAUGCAGUGCUUUGUGAGAGUAAAGAGUUGACCACUGAAAUUAGGAAGGAGAUGAGUGCUUACUUGGAAGCAAACAAGAGAAAAAGGCCAUUAUUCCUAGAAGAAGAUGAUGAUGGAGAAUCAAAAGUGGUGGAGGUGACAGCUGAACAGGCUUCUGAAAAUCGAUCCAGCAGCCAAAAGGAGGCAAGCAACAACAAGACUAAAGCAGCUAACACUAAGUCUAUUGCUGAGAUGGUUAGAAAAACACCAGAAGAGAUGGUAGAUGAGAGACUUGCAGGGUCUUAUCAGCCCACAAUUCAGUCCAAGGUAAAAAGCAAGGAGGAAAAGGACUAUGUGGAUAUGCAGUGGGCUUUGUUCUUCUAUGAGUGUGGCGUACCUUUUAAUGCAGCAGCUGCAAGACAAUUUCAGAUUGCAAUUGAGGCCACAGCACAAUAUGGUUCAAGGUACAUGCCUCCAACACCUCAUCAACUUGGGGAGCCAUUGCUUCAAAAGUGAAGUUAACAAGUAACAUAAGGGAGGAACAUGAUAGGGCAUGUAAACACUAUGGCUGCACACUCAUGUCGGAUGGAUGGUCUGAUAGGAGGGGACGCGACUUGAUUAACUUCCUAGUGAACAACCUAGAGGGGACUUACUUCUUGGAGUCCGUUGAUGCAUCAAGUGAAGUGCAUAGUGCAAACAUGCUUGCUGAUUUGCUGGAGAAAAAAAAUUGAGGAGAUUGGGAAAGACAAGGUUGUUCAAGUUGUCAUCGAUAAUGGGGCCAACUUCAAGGCAGCGGGGAAGCUUUUAAUGGAGAGGAUUCCUACAAUAUUUUGGAGUCCAUGUGCUGCACAUUGCUUGGAUCUCAUGUUGGAAGACAUAGGGAACUCGAAGGAGUUCAAGAAACCUAUUUUGCGGGCAAGACGUGUGACAACUUUUAUCUAUCGGCAUGGGAGAGUUCUUUAUGAGAUGAGGAAGAGGACAGGUGGGCUUGAUCUUGUGACAUUGCUUUAUCUAUCACCCGUUUCGCAACUGCCUUUCUUACUUUGAAAAGUUUGUACAAGCAUAAGGAGGCUUUGAAGAACUUAUUUGUAAGUUCAGAAUGGACUGGAAAUAAAUUGGCAAGAACCAUAGCAGGUCUACUUGUGCAUGACACUGUGCUCUCUACAAAGUUUUGGAAUUCAGUGAAAGAUUGCUUAAGAGCUUCAGCCCCACUCCUUAUUGUGCUUAGGGUGGUUGAUGGAGAUGAGAGGCCUGCAAUGCCGGAAGUUCAAGCAUUGAUGAAUCAUGCAAAGGAGAAGAUCAGUUCAAGCUUUGCCAUCCAAUCCAAGAAGUCUUUGCUGAAGAGAAUCAUGGCCAUGAUUGAGUGCCGCUGGGAGAAACAAAUGGAUCAUCCACUAUAUGGGGCUGCAUUGUAUUUGAAUCCAGGGAAGUUACAUCCUCUCAUAAGAGAUGAUGCUGAUGCAGUUGUUGGACAGUUAAGAGGUUGCUUUCUUGAUGUGCUUGCAAGAAUGGUGGAGGACGAGGAAACUAGACUCAAAAUCAAUGCUCAAGCCAUGAAUUAUGAAUAUCUUAGAGGAGAUGAUUUUUCAAAUAAAAUGGCUAAAGAAAACCUUAAGUCAAUGGGCCCUUUUGAUUGGUGGCGUUCGUAUGGAGGUCGUGCUAUUGAGCUACAGAGGUUUGCUAGGCGUGUGGUUAGUCUUUGUGCUUCAUCAUCUGGUUGUGAGAGGAAUUGGAGCACCUUUGAAUUUAUUCACACAAAGAAAAGGAACCGAUUGCUGCAUAAGAGGUUGAAUUCAAUUGCCUUUGUUUCCUACAAUAGGAAGAUGAAAUCUAGAUUCCAAAAAUUACGUCUGAAUAGGAAAAUAGGAAUAAGAAAGAAAAAGACAAGGUGGCAUUUGAUCCUUUGGUUAUUGAGGAGUUUGAUUGGGACAAUGAAUGGGCCUCACUGCAUGUGGCCCCUCAAGGUGCUCGUGGGUGUGAGUGUGACCUUACUUGGAAUCUUGUUUAUGAAGCCAUUGGAGCAUCUCAAUCACUUCAUGGUAGAUGUUUUCCAAGAGCAGGCCGCGGCAACCGUGCUAGAAAUUCUACAAUAGAUGUGGUUCAGAAAGAGCUAGUUGGGUUCAGAAAAUGAAGAGGAGGAAGAAUAUCAAGAUCCAUAUGAUGAUACAGAUGUGACAGAUUGUGAGGAAGAUCCCAAUCCUAAUGGUGGUGGUGGUGGUGGAGAAGCCACAGAGACAUCCAAUAUCCUUGGAGAGUUUGAUGAUGGCUAUUAACAAAUGAGAGAUUCAGAUUUUCUUUUGCUAGUUUAUAUAUGUUGUGUGUUAGCAGCAGCACUAAUCAAGUUAUGCCUUUAGGGCUACUAAUGUUAUGCCAUUAGACUAUUCUACUAGACUACUACUAUAUGCUGUGCACAAGUACUCUAGUAACACCACUUAUUAUGCUUAUUAUAAUCUAGAUGCUAUUGGCAAUAUUAUGUUUGGA
Panicum virgatum (switchgrass) is the source of this 2973-nucleotide messenger RNA. RefSeq lists its product as uncharacterized. The transcript is spliced from 4 exons. The coding region runs from base 1749 to 2585 and encodes 278 amino acids. Gene Ontology annotation, molecular function: protein dimerization activity. The record is from RefSeq and is a predicted model, not a curated record. Lineage: Eukaryota; Viridiplantae; Streptophyta; Magnoliopsida; Poales; Poaceae.